This is a messenger RNA of Eublepharis macularius, 4847 nucleotides long. It is a transcript of the gene TLL1, whose product is annotated as tolloid like 1. The record is from RefSeq and is a predicted model, not a curated record. Gene Ontology annotation, molecular function: metalloendopeptidase activity; zinc ion binding; calcium ion binding. Bases 90 to 3119 code for a protein of 1009 amino acids. Gene Ontology annotation, biological process: proteolysis. NCBI's taxonomy places the organism in Eukaryota, Metazoa, Chordata, Lepidosauria, Squamata, Eublepharidae. The transcript has 21 exons.
CGGAGCGCUGGCGAGAAAGCCGCCUCGUUGCAAGCCCAGCGCGGACAGCGGAGGCAGCCCCGUGCCUCGCCGCCCCUAGCCGGGCCGGGAUGAAAAUGCUGUGCUGGAGGAUGGCUCUGUGGCUGGCAGGGGUGACCCUCGGCGGCAGGCUCUCCCGGGGCUCCGGCCUCGAUUACGACUACCCGUACGAGGUCGCCGAAGAGGAGAAGGCGGAGGCCAUCGACUACAAGGACCCGUGCAAAGCCGCUGUCUUUUGGGGAGAUAUUGCCUUAGAUGAUGAAGACUUAAAAAUCUUUCAGAUUGACAGGACAAUUGAUCUUACGCAACAUUCAAAUGAAAGAUUCGGACAUAAUACAGGUGGCUUUGGAGAGAGGGAAGCAUCCAAAAACAGUGAUGCCCUCUAUCAGCUGAUAGCCAGGAUAAGAAGAUUUGGCUCAGGUUUUGAUGAAAAUAAUGCAACUAAGGGAAAAUCAGCCCUAACGUUCUCAGGAAGCUAUGAGAGAAAAAGGUUUCCCAGAGCAGCUACAUCUCGGACAGAAAGAAUAUGGCCAGGAGGUGUCAUUCCAUAUGUUAUAGGAGGGAAUUUCACGGGCAGCCAGCGAGCAAUGUUCAAGCAGGCAAUGCGGCACUGGGAAAAAUAUACCUGUGUUACUUUCAUUGAACGAAGUGAUGAAGAAAGUUACAUUGUUUUUACAUACAGGCCUUGUGGGUGCUGCUCUUAUGUAGGCCGAAGGGGUAAUGGUCCUCAGGCAAUAUCUAUUGGUAAGAACUGUGAUAAAUUUGGAAUUGUUGUUCAUGAGCUGGGACAUGUGAUAGGAUUUUGGCAUGAACAUACAAGACCAGACAGAGAUGAUCAUGUAACCAUCAUCAGAGAAAACAUCCAGCCAGGUCAAGAAUACAACUUUUUGAAGAUGGAGCCUGGAGAAGUGAAUUCUUUGGGGGAACCAUAUGAUUUUGAUAGUAUUAUGCAUUAUGCCAGGAACACCUUCUCAAGGGGCAUGUUUCUCGAUACCAUACUUCCUUCCCGUGAUGAUAAUGGUAUACGUCCUGCCAUAGGUCAGCGCACCCGAUUAAGUAAAGGUGAUAUUGCACAAGCAAGAAAGCUGUACAGAUGUCCAGCAUGUGGUGAAACAUUGCAAGAGUCUACAGGCAACUUUUCCUCUCCAGGAUUUCCAAACGGCUAUCCUUCAUAUACACACUGCAUAUGGAGAAUUUCAGUGACGCCUGGAGAGAAGAUUGUUUUAAACUUCACAACAAUGGACCUUUAUAAGAGCAGCCUGUGCUGGUAUGACUACAUUGAAGUAAGAGAUGGCUACUGGAGAAAAUCACCUCUGCUUGGUAGGUUCUGCGGUGACAAACUCCCAGAUGUCCUUUCAUCUAGUGACAGCCGAAUGUGGAUAGAGUUCCGUAGCAGCAGUAACUGGGUAGGAAAAGGUUUUGCAGCCAGUUAUGAAGCAAUUUGUGGAGGUGAAAUACACAAAAAUGAAGGCCAGAUCCAGUCUCCUAAUUAUCCUGAUGACUACAGACCUAUGAAGGAAUGUGUGUGGAAAAUAACGGUGUCAGAGAACUACAAUGUCGGAUUAACCUUUCAGUCAUUUGAGAUUGAGAGACAUGACAACUGUGCCUAUGAUUACUUGGAAGUCCGAGAUGGAACUAGUGAAAGCAGUCCUUUGGUCGGCCACUUUUGUGGCUAUGAUAAACCGGAAGACAUAAGAUCUACCUCUAAUACUCUGUGGAUGAAGUUUGUUUCUGAUGGAACAGUCAACAAAGCAGGGUUUGCUGCUAACUUUUUUAAAGAGGAAGAUGAAUGUGCCAAACCUGAUAAUGGUGGAUGUGAACAGCGGUGUGUGAAUACGCUGGGCAGCUACCAAUGUGCUUGUGAUCCAGGGUAUGAGCUUGGACCAGAUAAGAAGAGCUGUGAAGCUGCUUGUGGAGGACUUUUGACAAAGCUGAAUGGGACAAUUACAACACCAGGAUGGCCCAAAGAAUAUCCUCCAAACAAAAACUGUGUGUGGCAGGUGGUGGCUCCUACCCAAUACAGAAUCUCAAUGAAAUUUGAGUUUUUUGAAUUGGAAGGAAAUGAAGUUUGCAAAUAUGAUUAUGUAGAGAUCCGCAGUGGCCUUUCUUCUGAUUCCAAACUGCAUGGCAAAUUUUGUGGAACGGAAGUGCCUGAAGUUAUUACAUCACAAUACAACAACAUGAGAAUUGAAUUCAAAUCUGAUAACACAGUUUCAAAAAAAGGUUUCAAGGCCCACUUCUUUUCAGACAAGGACGAAUGUUCUAAGGACAAUGGUGGCUGCCAGCAUGAAUGCAUCAACACUGUUGGAAGCUAUGUGUGUCAGUGUCGCAAUGGAUUUGUGCUACAUGAAAACAAACAUGACUGCAAAGAAGCUGAAUGUGAACAGAAGAUCCAUAGUCCAAGCGGAAUUAUCACAAGCCCUAACUGGCCCGACAAGUACCCCAGUAGGAAGGAAUGCACAUGGGAGAUCAGUGCCACUCCAGGACACAGAGUCAAAAUAGUUUUUAAUGAGUUUGAAAUCGAACAACAUCAAGAGUGUGCUUAUGACCAUUUGGAGGUGUUUGAUGGAGAAACAGAAAAAUCACCAAUUCUUGGACGUUUAUGUGGAAAUAAGAUUCCAGAACCUCUUGUCGCUACUGGAAAUAAAAUGUUCCUUCGGUUUAUUUCUGAUGCCUCAGUACAGAGAAAAGGCUUCGAAGCUACACACUCUACAGAAUGUGGUGGUCGUCUGAAAGCUGAAAUCAAGGCAAGAGACCUUUAUUCUCAUGCUCAGUUUGGUGAUAACAACUACCCAGUUCAAGCAGAUUGUGAGUGGCUAAUAGUGACGGACCGUGGCUAUCGAAUAGAAUUAACUUUUCAGACUUUUGAGGUGGAAGAAGAGGCAGACUGUGGUUAUGACUAUUUAGAACUUUUUGAUGGCCAUGAUACAGCUGCUCUGAGGCUUGGUCGGUUCUGUGGAUCGGGGCCACCUGAAGAAAUCUACUCAACAGGUGACACAAUCCUACUCCAUUUUCACACUGAUGAUACAAUCAACAAAAAAGGAUUCCAUAUACGAUACAAAAGUAUAAAACGUCAAGAUAAUGUUCACACCAAAAAAUAACACAAGACCCCUUUGAUCACCAAAAAGAGAGAGAGAGAGAGAGAGAGAGAGAGAGAGACAGAGAGAGAAAUGUUAUGGGAAAAGAGGUCUUUUUUUUAUUACUGACAUUAUCAGCAAAUAUAAACUGAAGGAAAACUGAUGCAUCCCAAAACAUUUCACUGUUAAAUAAUAUUCCUAAUCUAGAGCAAAAUACCUUCUAGUGAUGAUGACGUGUGGUCUUCACGUGGGGCUUUCUCUGAACAGCUGGCCAAGGGGUGUGGCAUGCUUCCAGGGAGACUGCAAGAGCUUUGAUCGCAGCUUGACAAGAGUCACACCUGCCUGCAUACACAACCACUUAGAUUCAGGUGAAGCGACCCUGUAGACUGUUUCUCGUUUUGACAACUGUCUUGUGUCCAGGAGGAGGGAGGAAACGCCCACCUUCUGCAGGUCAUGCACUCAAAAUACUGUUCUAGUAUCUUUCCUAUUCUGAUUGCUUUGCAUCAUAUCCAGGAUAUGGUUUGGACAAGAUGAAACAGAAAUUCUGAGAUUGUCUUAUUCUUGGCAUUCUUCUGUCCCAUCAACAUAUUUAAUAUAAUGAAAACUGGAAUACUACACCUACGCAAUCAUUUGAUCGUUAGAAGGUUUUGAUUGUCGCAACAUAUUGGAAUGUCUGCUGUUUUUUGUGUUUAUCAUAAUUAUUACUCCAUCUUGAAUAUGGACUCUGUUUGUGACUGAAGGACUCUGUAGCUGCCAGCCUCUUGAGUUUUACACUGAGAAUCAGAAGACGGCAGAUUGACACUUUGCACGACUGCUGCAACCCUUUGUCCAGUGAUCAAAAGAAAUAAUCAGGACCAGAGUAAUCCAAAAUACUAGUUGUGGAUUUCAUUUUGAUAGUAAGAAGCUGCUAAUCUGCAUUUCCUUGAAAGUUUUUGUGAAUGAGUUUAUCAUCUUUUAUUUUAAACUAAUUAAAAAAUGAAAAAGGAAGUGGUUUCCAAAAGACCAGGCAAUUGAUUUUUGUUUUCUGGAAACAAGAUUUUUGUGAUGGCAAUUUCUAUGGUGCUACUCCAUGAACAAUAAAAAAAGGAUGUUUUAGACCUUUGAGCCAACAACCUGUAGAUCAUGAAUGUCUCACUAUGCCUGGCUGCGUCUUAAGAAGAGACUUUCUAAGCAUGUGAAAAAAGGACUGUUGCAAAGGCAGCACUAGCCCUGUGGAACAACUACUACUAUUGCCUUAGAAUUCUUGCACAUGAUCCCACAGAUCUUCCUGUAGAUACAUCAGAUUUGAUAAAGAACUUGACAACUUGAACAUUUUAAACGUGUGUUCACAAAAGUGAUUCUCAAGCAAAUUCCCAUCUGCAGAGCAAGAUCAUCGGUUGUAAAUAGAGUGGACUUGUUUCCAAUGUAGAAAUAUGUUACUUUUAGAAUGAAUUACUGUCUGCGCUUUAGGCCAUCCAUGGCUUUAGCCACAAUGUAUAUGCAUCAUGUCAGUAUGUAUGUACCAAUGGAUGAAUGGAUGAGAUGUGUUGUGUAUGGAUGGACAGGUAAAUUGUACUUCAUGUGCCAAGUUCUACCAGAAUCUGGAUUGACUGUAGCAACUUUCUUUAAAGGAUUCAUAAACAGAUAAUGAGGACUUCAUUAAAGAACCAAGAGCUAAUGAAAUACUGCGCUCAUUUAAAAGAAAUAUUUUGAUAUCGUUUGUCAUUGGUUGCUACGCAGCUUAGUUUUUUUGUUUCCUUACUCUGACCGUAC